Glossina fuscipes is the source of this 1580-nucleotide messenger RNA. It is a transcript of the gene DCP1, whose product is annotated as mRNA-decapping enzyme 1B. Gene Ontology annotation, cellular component: P-body. The record is from RefSeq and is a predicted model, not a curated record. Bases 148 to 1485 code for a protein of 445 amino acids. Gene Ontology annotation, biological process: positive regulation of catalytic activity; deadenylation-dependent decapping of nuclear-transcribed mRNA; deadenylation-independent decapping of nuclear-transcribed mRNA. Gene Ontology annotation, molecular function: mRNA binding; enzyme activator activity. Lineage: Eukaryota; Metazoa; Arthropoda; Insecta; Diptera; Glossinidae. The transcript has a single exon.
CUACUGCAGCAACAUUGAUAGUAACAACCAACAAAAAGUAAAGCUAUUGAAAUUUCUCGCUCUUGAUUGCUAAUUUAACAAAUCUCGAUUUUGCGAAAAAUCCAAAAAAUCCUUUGCAAAAAAGUCGGAAAGAAAAAAGAAACUGAAAUGGCAGAUAAGAGCAAAACGCGUAUGAAUUUAGCGGCCAUUAAAAAGGUUGAUCCUUACGCAAAAGACAUAGUUGAUACAUCAUCACAUGUGGCAUUCUAUAUAUUCAAUUCGGAGCAAAACGAAUGGGAGAAAACGGACGUAGAGGGUGCCUUUUUUAUUUACAGCCGCAAUGCGCAACCCUUUCACAGUAUUUUCAUAAAUAAUCGUCUUAAUACAACUUCUUUUGUAGAACCAAUCACCAAUCACUUGGAAUUGCAGGCGCAAGCACCUUUUCUUUUGUAUCGCAAUGAAAGAUCACGCAUACGAGGUUUCUGGUUUUAUAAUAGUCUUGAAUGCGAACGCAUCAGUAAACUGGUAAGUGAAUUGGUUCAAAGUGCUGCGACAACGAGCAUCGAAAAUAAUAGGGAGAAUGCGGUAGAUGGAACUCAAGCCAAAGAAGAUAAUUAUAACUUGAGUAUAUUCAAGAUGCUAUCGGAUGCCCAACAAAUUUUUAACAUUACACAACAAGCAAAUUCUGCAUCGGCUAAUAAUAAUGUCAAUAAUCAUCAGCCGGUGCAGCAGCAGCCUCAACAACAAGCCCAGCAUACCCAACCAGCAGCUCCACAAAAUAUAGCAUCGGGCAAUGUUUUGAAAUUUUUUGCUGCAGCCAAACCAACAGCAGAUAUAUCCUAUACGCCACGGAUUUUACCGAAUACUCUAUCAGUAGAACAAGUGGAAAAACAACAACGUGAUAUAGCACCCGGGCCGCAAACAACGGCACUCAUAGACGAUGGAAAUGCCCUAUACCACACGCCACAACAAGUGCCACUGCAGCAAGAAGGGACAACAAGCAACGGAACAACCAGAUUGUCUUGUUCACUAUUAGAAAGUGUCGCUAUGGACAAUUCUAAUCCAAUGUUUGUGAAAAAAUUGCCUCGACAAUGCAGUAGUGGAGCAUUGGAUAUAAAACCCUUGACAGCUGCUACAAAUAAGGGGCCUGACUUCGGUUUCGCUAAGGCCUUACAAGCAGCGACAUGUUCACCAAGUACUCUACCUGGAGAGCAAAUAGCACUUAGCAAAAUAUUCUCUAAUCUAAAUUUGCAACAACAUGCUGCUCCAAUUUUGUCAGAGGCAACUAAUAAGCCGGCUCUUAUGCCCCCUACUAUGUUCGACAAAGCACCAGCAACUGCACAAGAGGACACCAUUCAUCACUUACCAGUGAACAAACAAGAGCCACUUAACAAAUACCAAUUUGUUCAGGCUUUCAAUUACUUGAUACAAAACGACGAGGAAUUCGUACAAAAAUUGCACGAUGCUUACCUAAAGACGUUAACCAAAUUUGGCACAUAUCAAUAAAAACGAUGGCCGACUUAGACGAAAACGAAGAUGGGAUAACCCAUUCAUCAUGCAAACACAAUAAUUCCACUACAAAUAUGAAUAGAGGCCUCUUU